AUGGAAGUCGAUUCUCCAAAAGAAUGUGACAAGGAUCAUGACCAUACUCAUUCUAAAGAUGGAUUCGAACCUCUUAAGCAAGAGUAUUUCGAAGGCAAACACUUGAGUGAACCUGACAAAUGGAAGCUCUUGCCUGCCUUCCUUAGGGUCAAGGGUCUUGUUAAGCAGCAUAUUGAUUCUUUCGAUUACUUUAUCAAUACUGAUCUUCGCAAAAUUGUUAAAGCCAAUGAAAAGAUUACCUCUGAUGUCGAUCCUAACUUUUAUCUCAAAUAUACUGGUAUUCGUGUUGGAAUGCCAGAACGUACCGAUACCGAUGUAGCAAACCGCAGCUACACGCCUCACGAAUGUCGCCUUCGCGAUCUGUCUUAUUCAGCCAACAUUUUCGUCGAUGUCGAAUACACUCGUGGAAAGCAAAUUGUCAAACGCAAAAAUGUUAUUAUUGGACGUAUGCCUAUCAUGUUGCGUUCAUCGCAUUGUGUCUUGAGAGGAAAAAAUGAAGCUGAGUUGGCACGAAUGAAGGAAUGUCCCCUCGAUCCCGGCGGUUACUUUGUUGUAAAGGGUACAGAAAAGGUUAUUCUUGUGCAGGAGCAAUUGUCCAAGAAUCGUAUUAUUGUUGAUGUGGAUAAGAAGGGCAAUAUUAUUGCAAACGUACAGAGUUCUACUCACGAACGUAAAUCAAAGACGGCCAUUUUUGUGAAACAUGGAAAGAUUUACUUGAAGCAUAACUCCAUUGCUGAGGAUAUACCUGUUAUGGUGUUUAUGAAGGCUUUGGGAAUUCAAUCGGACAGAGAAAUUGCUCAGCUUGUUUGUGGAAAUGACCAUGAUCUUCAUGACGCUUUUGCUAUUAACUUGGAAGAAAGCUCCAAGCUGCGUGUAUUCACGCAGUUGCAAGCAUUGGAAUUUAUUGGAUCUAAAGUCAAGGUUAACCGAAAACUUGCUACAUAUAGAAAGACGCUUGCCGAAGAGGCACUCGAAGUUUUAGCUACUGUAAUUCUUGCUCACGUACCUGUUGAGAAUCUUAACUUCCGUGAAAAGAGUAUUUAUGCUUCAGUAAUGAUCAGACGUGUGCUGGUUGCCAUGGGAGAUGAGGUUCAGGUGGAUGAUCGUGAUUAUGUUGGUAACAAGAGACUGGAAUUGGCCGGCCAAUUGCUCUCGCUCCUGUUUGAAGAUUUGUUCAAGCGAUUUAAUUCCGAUCUUAAGAUGAACGCAGACAAGGUUCUUAAAAAACCCAACCGUACCCAAGAAUUCGAUAUUUUCAACCAGCUUAUGCUCCACGGUGAUCAUAUUACCAGUGGCUUUAUCAGAGCUAUCUCGACAGGAAACUGGGUCUUGAAGCGUUUCAAGAUGGACCGAGCUGGUAUCACUCAGGUCUUGUCCCGCUUAUCUUAUAUCUCUGCUUUGGGUAUGAUGACUAGAAUUUCUUCCCAGUUUGAAAAAACAAGAAAGGUUUCAGGUCCUAGAGCACUCCAGCCUUCUCAAUGGGGUAUGCUUUGCCCUUCUGAUACUCCCGAAGGAGAAGCAUGUGGCCUUGUAAAGAACUUGGCUCUUAUGACACAUAUUACAACUGACGAUGAAGAAGAUCCAAUUAGAAAGAUUGCUUAUGCAUUGGGUGUAGAAGAUAUUAACAUGCUCACUGGUGCUGAAAUUUAUCAGCCCAACACUUUUGUCGUAAUGAUGAACGGUGUAAUUUUGGGUGUUACUCAGCGCGCUCAAAAGUUUGUCACUGAUUUCCGUCGACUGAGACGUGCAGGCCGCCUGUCUGAAUUUGUUACUGUUUUUGUUAACAUUCAUCAACGUACUGUCAACCUGUCUUCUGAUGGAGGACGUAUUUGUCGACCUUUGAUUAUUGUUGAUAAGGGAAAGCCCAGGGUCACACAACAGCAUAUUGAUGACCUUAUUGCAGAAAAGUUAGUUUUUGAUGACUUUCUUAAAAAGGGUUUGGUGGAGUAUUUGGAUGUAAAUGAAGAAAGUGAUGCAAACAUCGCAACUUAUGAAGCAGACAUUAUUCCUCAAACAACCCAUCUUGAAAUUGAACCUUUUACUAUCCUUGGUGCUGUUGCUGGUCUGAUUCCUUAUCCCCAUCACAAUCAGUCUCCUCGUAAUACAUAUCAAUGUGCAAUGGGUAAACAAGCUAUUGGUGCUAUUGGCUACAACCAGUUAAAUCGUAUUGAGACACUUAUCUACCUGAUGGUGUACCCACAACAACCCAUGGUUAAAUCAAAGACUAUUGAACUAAUCGGAUACGACAAGCUUCCUGCUGGUCAAAACGCCACUGUUGCUGUCAUGAGUUACUCUGGCUAUGAUAUUGAAGAUGCCUUGGUCCUUAACAAGUCUGGCCUUGAUCGUGGAUUUGGUCGUUGUCAAGUAAUGAGAAAGUAUGCCACUUUAGUAAAGAGAUAUCCAAACGCAACCCACGACCGACUGGCUGAUCCUCCAACCCAGGAUUCUGAUUUGUGGAAUCCCAGUUAUGAUGCGAUUGAACAGGAUGGUAUUGCUGGUGUUGGUGAACCACUUGAGGCAGGCUCGAUUUUUGUGAAUAAGCAAGUUCCUACAAGUAGUGGUUUGGAUCCUGGCGUUGCCAGUUCUGCACAAACUGUAUCUUACAAGAGUGCUCCUAUGAGAUACAAGUCUCCCCAAACCGGUUACGUUGAUAAGGUUCUCUUCACGACUACUGAGAGUGAUCAAACUUUGAUCAAAGUUAAUAUCCGUCAAACUCGCCGUCCUGAACUUGGAGACAAAUUCUCGUCUCGUCACGGACAAAAGGGUGUGUGUGGAAUUAUUGUCCAACAAGAAGACAUGCCAUUUGCCGAUACGGGUGUGUGCCCAGACAUUAUCAUGAACCCUCACGGUUUCCCAUCUCGAAUGACGGUUGGUAAGAUGAUUGAGCUUUUGGCUGGUAAGGCUGGUGUACUUGCAGGUAAACUACAGUACGGUACUGCCUUUGGUGGAUCAAAGGUUGAAGAUAUGAGCCGAAUCUUGAUGGAUCAUGGCUUCAAUUACUCUGGAAAGGAUUAUGUUACAUCUGGUAUUACUGGCGAACCUCUUUCUGCCUACAUCUUCUUUGGCCCUAUUUACUACCAAAAGUUGAAGCACAUGGUUAUGGAUAAGAUGCACGCUCGUGCUCGUGGUCCUCGCGCAACACUUACACGCCAACCUACAGAAGGUCGUUCGCGUGAUGGUGGUCUUCGAUUGGGAGAGAUGGAGCGCGAUUGCUUGAUUGGUUAUGGUGCAAGUAUGCUACUAUUGGAGCGUUUGAUGAUUUCAUCUGAUGCCUUUGAGGUGCAUGUGUGCGACGUAUGUGGUCUUAUUGGUUAUGCGGGAUGGUGUCAGUAUUGUAAGAGUAGCAAGAGCAUUAAGAAGAUGCAGAUACCUUAUGCCGCCAAAUUGCUAUUCCAAGAACUGAUGGCAAUGAACAUCUCUCCAAGGAUGAUCCUUGAGGAUGCUCUUUAA
Messenger RNA from Phycomyces blakesleeanus NRRL 1555(-), 3450 nucleotides. RefSeq lists its product as hypothetical. Lineage: Eukaryota; Fungi; Mucoromycota; Mucoromycetes; Mucorales; Phycomycetaceae. Gene Ontology annotation, molecular function: DNA-directed RNA polymerase activity; ribonucleoside binding; DNA binding. The coding region runs from base 1 to 3450 and encodes 1149 amino acids. Gene Ontology annotation, cellular component: RNA polymerase III complex. The transcript has 17 exons. Gene Ontology annotation, biological process: DNA-templated transcription. The record is from RefSeq and is a predicted model, not a curated record.